This is a messenger RNA of Meloidogyne enterolobii, 1350 nucleotides long. The record is from the annotation of a GenBank genome assembly. NCBI's taxonomy places the organism in Eukaryota, Metazoa, Nematoda, Chromadorea, Rhabditida, Meloidogynidae.
AUGAUCUCUCCAAUGGCAUUAGAGUCAUUACUUGAAGGAGUUCAAAAUCAAGAUAUGAAUAAUACAACAAAAGAAGGACAACAACAACAAAAUCAAAAUAAUAAUUUUAAUGAAAAAAUAAAAGAGAAUGAACAAAUAAUUAAUAGAAAAAGAAAAUUAAGUUUAAAUUCUUCAACAAAUUUUGAUGAUCUUAAUGAAAAUAAAAAUAAUUUAACCCCAAAUAUUUCAUUUCAACAAACAAUUCUUGAUUUGGCACAAUGUGAAGCUUUAAAAAAUAAAAAUAAUGAAGAAAAGGAUUUUAAUGGAAAAUUAGAAAUUGGCGAGGAGGAAGGAGAAGGAAAUAAUGGAGAUAAUGAUAAUAGUAGUAAUGAUUUAAAUAGACAACGUUCUCAUUUACUCGAAUUUUUUGAAGCUCGAAAAGCACUUGAAAGGAUGUUUAGUCAAUUUGUUGGUCAUCAAAGAAUGUUCCCUCCUUCUUCUACUUCUCCCUCUUCUUUACCUUUCCAACAACAAUUAGCUGACCAAUUAUCACCUUUUCUUUUAGCUUUAAACAAUACAAAUCAACAACAAUUAGAAACAAUAAAUAAUAACAAUAACAAUAUCCAAUCAACCUCCUCAACAUCAACAGAAUUAUUAUUUUCCGAUUCUUCUUUUCAAAAUAAUCCUUUUUUCUUUCCACCGUGGCAACAACAAAAAAAUUUCUUUCAAUUUUCUUCUGAAAAAUUAAAUAAAGAAGAAAUAAUUAAUAAUUCUGAAAUAUUUAAUAUUAAUGGACCAGAAGAUUUAACAACAACAAAAGAUGAAAGAGAAUCUUCUACAACAACAAUUUCGGAAUUAAUUAAUAAUGGACAACAACAACAACAACAAAAUUGGAGUUAUGAAGAUCAAUUUAAACAGCUUUAUGAUCUCUCUGAAGAUACAUCAAGAAAGGAAUGGCUUAAUGACUGGCUUCAAUUUAUGCAUAAAAUAGGCAAACCUGUAACUAGAAUUCCAAUAAUGGCUAAACAAGUUCUCGAUCUUUAUGAGCUAUAUCGACUUGUUGUUCAACAUGGGGGACUUGUUGAAGUUAUUAAUAAAAAACUUUGGCGGGAAAUAACAAAAGGAUUAAAUUUACCUCCAUCAAUAACCUCUGCUGCGUUUACACUUAGAACACAAUAUUCAAAAUAUUUAUUUGAUUAUGAAUGUCAUCGACACAACUUUAGUAAUAUCGCAGAUUUACAAGCAGCUGUAGAUGGAAAUAAACGAGAAGGACGUAAAAAUCCUCUUCCAGGAACGUCAACAACAACAAAUUCUAGUUCAACACCUCCAUCUAUUCAAAAACAAGAACAAAAUGUAAAAAAUAAAAUUUAA